UUAGUAUCUAACAGUUUUCGAACGAUAUCCAUAUAAUCUAGCUAAGCGCACCACACUCGAUUAAAAAUUAGUUGAAAUAUUAAAAAGUAGUAUGCACUAACAUCUGUAAUAGUAGUUUUUUUUUUAAAUGCAACGGUAAUGCAAUAAAGCUAAUAACAUGACUGUGGAGGCUCAUAUGACCGUGACGAGGACUAUUAGGCCGGUAUUAUCAGGUUUAGACUUCUUAGAACAUGGAGCGGACUUCGAAGCCGCAAUUUCGGCUACCGGUUUCGGGCGCUUCCAUUUCUGCCUCCUUGCCAUCACGGGCCUCAUCUACGCCAACACAGCCAUCGGCAUCACGAUAGUGUCGUUCGUGUUGCCCGCCGCGACAUGCGACUUCAAAAUGACAUCUGCUGAUAAAGGCUGGCUCACAGCCGCCCCGAUGUUAGGUAUGGUUAUCGGUUCAUACUUCUGGGGUUGCUUAGCGGACACAAAGGGGCGAAAAGUUGUGCUGGUGUCCACACUCCUACUGGACGGUUUCGUCGGGAUCUUCUCUUCGUUCGUGCAAAUUUUGCCUAUUUUCAUGGCGUGUAGAUUUAUCAACGGUUUCGCUGUUGCUGGCGCUAUGGGAAUCUGCUUCCCGUACUUGGGAGAAUUCCAGCAAACCAAAUACAGAGAAAAGAUCCUCUGCUGGAUGGAAAUGUUCUGGACUCUGGGUGUCAUCUUACUUCCACUGAUCGCCUGGGGCAUCAUUCCAAUCAAGGGCAUCCGCUUAGAGAGUGGAGCCUUCUCCUACGACUCGUGGAACUGGUUCGUAGCUGCGUGCGGAGUGCCAUCCCUGCUGCUGGGCUUCUGGCUGUUCUCGUUCCCGGAGAGCCCCAAGUUCAUGAUGGAGUGUGGCGACUACGAUGACGCGCUCGCUUGCCUCAAGAAAAUAUACAAACAGAAUACCGGAGACGACCCAGAUAAUUAUCCUAUUAAGAGUCUCAAAGAAAAAGUUAGAACAAUAUCAGUUGCGUCACAGAGCUCGCAGAAAUCCGUAAGAAGUUUGAGUAUGCGUAAGCCCAAGGACUUGAGGCGGCUAUUCAGCGAGAUCUGGGUCCAAACGAAAGCGCUGUGCCGACCUCCCUACCUCAAAUACACAAUCCUCACCUGUCUCAUCCAGUUCGGCUUAACAACAAGUUACUACACCCUCAUGAUCUGGUUCCCGGAGUUGUUCAACCGUUACGAGGAGUACGAGCAGCAUUUCCCCGACACGUCGGCGUCAGUUUGUGACGUCUCCAGCAUCGUGGUGAAGGACCCCAACAGCUCCGACCCCUACGACUGCUUGAAGACGAUCGAGCCGAGCGUGUUCAUGCACACGCUGAUUGUUGGCCUCGCGUGUAUACCCACUUCGCUGUGGCUGCCGCUAUGCGUCCAUAAGCUUGGGGCUAAAUUUUUCCUCAUUUUCUCACUGGGCAUCGCCGGUAUUGUAACAGUGGGUCUAUACUUCGUGCAGAACUCUACCCAGAAUUUGGUACUGUCCUGUAUAUUCGAAGCCCUCACUUCGUUGGCUAUCAGUCUUGUGUUCUGUGUCCUCGUCGAUCUGUUCCCUACGAAUCUUAGGGUAAUGGCGGCUGCACUUUCACUAACGGCCGGUCGAGGAGGAGGUCUUAUUGGCAACUUGGCUUUCGGUUACCUCAUAGACAUCAACUGUGUCAUACCAAUCGUGGUUUUCUCAGCGUUCUUGUUUAUUGCUGCAAUACUUUGCUUCUUCUUGCCAAAGACAGGACAAGAAGCUCUCGACUAGAUCCAAAGUACUUACUCAGAAAUAGAUAGUACAAUUAGAAAUGUCAGUGUAGAGAUCAUAUGUGACGUCACUGGAGAAAUGAGGGCGUUUUAGCCUUCAAAGAGAAUAAUACAAUUAUAUGAAAAGGAAUGAAAUUGUUAUACGAUACGGAGUGUAAAGAAAAAUUAUGCGGAAUUAAAUUCUAUACACUACUUUGGAUGAAAGUAGACUAAAGAAUUUAUGGGGUGAGACUGAGAGUUGUCCGGGCAAUCAGAAUUUAUAUAGUGGUGUGAGAACACACGUGAUCAGUUCGUGAUAUUAUAUCCUACAACGAAUAAACAUAAUAUUGACCCAGAGACUUAGAUUCUUCAGUGAGUACUUUGGCAGUUUUAUAAAUAAAGACAUUUAAUUUUCGCAUUGAACUUCUUCUGAAGUAAUGUUUAAAUUUAACGAUUCGUUUUAAGCAACCUUAUUGUAAUUUCCAUGUCCCUUAUAUAACAGUUUGCUCUUGAAGUCUCGGUUAAAUAUUGUGUAAAGGGAAUAGAACGAUUAUUAUUUACCUACGAAUUGAUGUAACCCAAAAUUAAAUAACAGUGAUACAAAGCGUUAAAUAAAUCCCAAGAACUUUAGUGACGUCACGGAUUCCCAAAUGCAUGUACAUAAUAAGAUGUAAAUAUGUGGACUAAGUAUUUUUAUUUAUUGUCCGUGUUACGGCUUCCAAAGUUAAACGGGUUUUGGCCUUAGCGAGUUGGUGGCGGGGAUUCUCUCCCAAGGCCCACGCAAUUCUGAUUGCAAGAUAAAGUUGCUUUGUGCACGAUACAAUUUCAAGCGGGUAGUUUGUUCGUUUGAUUGCGCCAUUUUCGGCUAAAACCCGUUUUGCAAAACUAAGAGGACGCCAUUAGAAUAUUUUUAUGUAGAGGCGGGCGCGUUACCAUAUCAGCGUCACAAAUGAAUCACUGUGAUUCAGUAUUCAGCUUUUGGAUGUAAGAUUGAGCAUCAGUAUUUUAGAGUUGACUGUGUAAUAUAAUUGUCCUUAAAUUAUUAUAAUUGUUAUUAAAGGUUAAUUUGCCUUCCGUAAAUUUAA
Messenger RNA from Pararge aegeria (speckled wood butterfly), 2831 nucleotides. Its product is annotated as synaptic vesicle glycoprotein 2C-like. The record is from RefSeq and is a predicted model, not a curated record. NCBI's taxonomy places the organism in Eukaryota, Metazoa, Arthropoda, Insecta, Lepidoptera, Nymphalidae. Bases 158 to 1768 code for a protein of 536 amino acids. Gene Ontology annotation, cellular component: membrane. The transcript has 11 exons. Gene Ontology annotation, molecular function: transmembrane transporter activity. Gene Ontology annotation, biological process: transmembrane transport.